CCUCCCUGCCCUUCGCUGUCCUGUCACUCGUGAAUGCCACGUAUAAGCGAGGAUUUUACUGUGGGGAUGACUCCAUCCUGUACCCCUACUGUCCAGACACCAUCACCCUUGGGCUCAUGGCCGGGGUCACCAACACAGCCACUGUCAUCCUUCAGCCUUGGGGAGGCCUGUGGGGAGGACUGAGGCCCAGUGAGGGCCCACGGCCUGACUGGGACCCCCGCUGGUCUCUGCGGCUGCCCCACACUCAGGUCUCGGUGGGAGAAGCCUACCUGGUGCACACAGACCGGCUCUAUUCCCGCUCUGACUUCAACAACUACGUGGCUGCCGUGUACAAGGUGCUGGGGACCUCCCUGUUCGGGGCGGCCGUGAGCCAGUCUCUGACGGACCUGGCCAAGUACACUAUCGGCCGCCUGCGCCCCAACUUCCUGGCCGUCUGUGACCCCGAGUGGAGCCGG
This is a messenger RNA of Sapajus apella (tufted capuchin), 455 nucleotides long. Its product is annotated as phospholipid phosphatase 2-like. Gene Ontology annotation, biological process: phospholipid metabolic process; phospholipid dephosphorylation; signal transduction. Gene Ontology annotation, molecular function: phosphatidate phosphatase activity. The record is from RefSeq and is a predicted model, not a curated record. The annotation marks the transcript as partial. Lineage: Eukaryota; Metazoa; Chordata; Mammalia; Primates; Cebidae. The transcript is spliced from 3 exons.